Molecule: messenger RNA, 2682 nt
Organism: Patiria miniata (bat star)
Lineage: Eukaryota; Metazoa; Echinodermata; Asteroidea; Valvatida; Asterinidae
Product: acid ceramidase-like
Exons: 12
Coding region: 103-1290 (395 amino acids)
Biological process (GO): fatty acid metabolic process
Cellular component (GO): lysosome
Molecular function (GO): N-acylsphingosine amidohydrolase activity; fatty acid amide hydrolase activity
Source: RefSeq, a predicted model, not a curated record
UUUGCAACAAGUGCACCAUCAACAGUGGAUGGUGUGUCAGGCAUUUGUGAUCAAAAUUUCUCAAAAAUACAAUUUUACAAGUGAAAAAGAAACAAAGCGAAUAUGCUGGCAAGAAUUUUGGCACCGCUAGGUGUCCUGGCAGUUGUUUUACUUGUGCCUUCGCUCUGUCAAGAUGCUUAUCCUUACACUGAUAGAAACUGCAGGACAGAUGUGCCAUACCCGCCCAAUGACCCCAAAGUGUCAACAUUUGUCUUGAACCUUGACCUGAACCCAAAGGACAGAUGGGCGCCGCUCAUGAAAAACAAGACCAAUGAGUUGAAAGCUAUGAUUGGUGACAUCAUCAAUUUGGUGGGUGCCUUCUUCAAGAACAAAACCAAGAUUGUCAACGAUCUGGAUACACUCCUGGGUCCUCUGGUCUACACCCUUCCCCAACCUUAUCAAGAUGAAAUGAUAGGAAUUUCUGAUGCAUCUGGAGUGCCUCUAGGCCAAAUUGUUCUGUACAAUAUCUUCUACGAAGUGUUUACAGUGUGCACCUCAAUUGUGGCUGAAACUCCCAAUGGAACCCUCUACCAUUCUAGGAACCUAGAUUUUGGACUCUUUCUGGGCUGGGAUGUCAAGAAUAAGAAGUGGGAAUUGACAGAGAGGCUAAGGCCGCUCGUUGUGAACGUCGACUACCAGAAAGGCGGGAAAACAGUUGCCAAGGCUGUUCAUUUUGUUGGUUAUGUCGGGGUCCUCACUGGAAUCAAGCCGGGUGUGAUUACCAUGACAAUGAAUGAACGCUACAACAUCGACGGUGGAUUUGUGGGCAUUUUUGAGUGGAUUCUGGGUCAAAGGUCAGAGCAGUGGAUGGGGUUCUUCAUGAGGGACACACUGGUGGAAGCUACUGAUUAUGCAAGUACCAAAACCAAAGUAAUAAAUGCUAAAAUCAUGUCUCCGGGGUACAUCAUAUUGGGCGGCAACAAAAGUGGUGAGGGCGCUAUCAUCGUCACUGACAGAGAGAAGCCGGCUUAUGUUGAAGAGCUGGAUCCAAAGAAAGGCAAGUGGUUCGUGCUUCAGACCAACUAUGACCCAGUGGAUAAGCCACCUUUCUUUGACGACCGACGUACAUCAGGUGUCAGGUGCAUGACCAACACCACUCAGAAGGCUGUUGGGUUUGGGCCGUUAUACAAUGUUCUGUCUACCAAGCCAAAUCUCAACCUGUUAACGGCCUACACAGCCAUGAUGCAAGUGGACACUGGCUAUCUGGACACCUUCAUCCGUGAGUGCCCCCAGCCCUGCUACCCAUGGUAAACAAGACUGUAAUUUGAGAUCUACAGGCUUCUUGUGAACUAUAAAAUCUUACUAUCAAUAACAUUAAUGAGUUUCACCGGCAUAAUUUUUACAAUCACUGUAUACUCGGUGCUGUCUGAGAGAUUAAGAGAAAAAAUUCUCAAGCUUGCUUUAGUGGUAUUAGAACCCAUGACCUCUUGCUUACUACUGCAGACGUCCUAACCACUCAACCAGUGAACUUGCCCGAGUCGGACUAUAUUUUCCACAUACCUCAAUAGUACAGUUUUGGAUUUCUUGAACGAACUUUAUUUUGUUGUUGCAAACAGAGUUUGAAACAAAGAUUUCUUUUUGGUCCGUUGCAGCUUUGAAAAAUUAAGUCAUCAAAUUAAUCACAAAGGAGAAUUUACAAGGUUUAAUUUAAUAGUAAUUAAGUUGAACAAAGAAAUUGACAGAAGCAGGGUUUGAACCUCUAUCAACUGAGCUAGCUAGUCAGUAGCCAUAAACCCCUAUAUGACAUGUAGCCAGGGAUCAUUAUGCUAGCAACAUUAGCAAUGCUGCAAUCUUGGGAAAUUGCAAAUUGGGAUCACGGUUAAGUUGACGUGCCUCUCACUUUUCAAAAUUAUAAAGAAACCCAGUCAAUUGUGCAAUUAGUAUAUAGAUGAAUAACAUUUUGUUUAGCAAUUAUUAGCAAUGAUCAUAUGCCCUUUGUAUUUCUGAAUUGUUAGAACAUACAUUUUUCUUGUCUCUGGUAACACAAGCCUUUAGGUUUAUGAUGAAGUGUUGCAAACAUUUGAUAGAAUGUUUUGUUAAUUAAAUGCAAUUGUGUUGCCAGGUGAAAUUAUACACAAUUUUUGCUCUGAAUUUGAAUGGAAAAUUUUAAAAGAAAUUGCAAGGAUGAAUUUCGUCAAAUUAAUUUAAUUGCGGAUGACAGAUUCCUAUAAUAUAGAGCAUGUGAUUCUUCCCUGUGAAAAAAAGCAAAUCCACACCAUAGUCUAUACUGUCAACAACAAAUUAUGUAAUUACAUCCAAGAAGGUGAAACAUAAUUUGAAACUUUUAGUACUUGAUAAGAUGAUAUGAUGAUAAGAUUGCUGAUCAGUACUUCCAUGCAAUUUUUCUACAUUUAUGUGGAGUUGGAUCAGCCUUUGAACCUUAAUGUAGAUUUCAGAAAAGUUGUUUCUGACCCACUGACCUCAAUUUUAUACUCUUUUUAUAAAAUGUGAAAAUUAAUUUGUAAUAAAUUUUGCAAUAGUAGAGAGAUUCCUUUUCUUUUUAAUUUCAUACAUUGGAUGUAAAUUUCAACGUUGUUUUAUCAUAUGUAAUUACAUUGUAUUUGAAAUUGUACAAUAUUGUUAACAAGAUGUUAAUUUAUUUGUGAUUGACAAUAAAGUAUAUAACCAUAGUUCACCACAGCA